This is a messenger RNA of Nomascus leucogenys (northern white-cheeked gibbon), 1264 nucleotides long. Its product is annotated as immunoglobulin kappa light chain-like. Gene Ontology annotation, biological process: immune response; immunoglobulin production. NCBI's taxonomy places the organism in Eukaryota, Metazoa, Chordata, Mammalia, Primates, Hylobatidae. The coding region runs from base 1 to 1062 and encodes 353 amino acids. The record is from RefSeq and is a predicted model, not a curated record. The transcript has 5 exons.
AUGGACAUGAGGGUCCCCGCUCAGCUCCUGGGGCUCCUGCUGCUCUGGCUCCCAGGUGCCAGAUGUGACAUCCAGAUGACCCAGUCUCCAUCCUCCCUGUCUGCAUCUGUAGGAGACAGCGUCACCAUCACUUGCAGAGCCAGUCAGGGUAUUAGCAACUGGUUAGCCUGGUAUCAGCAGAAACCAGGGAAAGCCCCUAAGCUCCUGAUCUAUAGGGCAUCCAGUCUGCAAAGUGGGAUUCCCUCUCGGUUCAGUGGCAGUGGAUCUGGGACAACUUACACUCUCACCAUCAGCAGCCUGCAGCCUGAAGAUUUUGCAACUUAUUACUGUCAACAGAGUUACAGUACCCCUCGUGAUACUUUCGGCCAGGGGACCAAGCUGGAGAUCAAACGCUGCAAUGGGGACAUUGUGCUGACCCAGUCUCCAGUCUCCUUGGCCGUGUCUCCAGGACAGAUGGCCACCAUCACCUGCCGAGCCAGUGAGAGUGUCAGUGUCUUAGGAAUGACUAACUUAAUUCACUGGUAUCAGCAGAAACCAGGACAACCUCCUAAACUCCUGAUUUACCAAGCAUCCAAUAAAGACACUGGGGUCCCAGCCAGGUUCAGUGGCAGUGGGUCUGGGACCGAUUUCACCCUCACAAUUAAUCCUGUGGAAGCUGAUGAUGCUGCAAAUGAUUACUGUCUGCAGAGUAAGAAUUUUCCUCGGACGUUCGGCCAAGGGACCAAGUUGGAAAUCAAACGAGCUGUGGCUGCACCAUCUGUCUUCAUCUUCCCGCCAUCUGAGGAGCAGUUGAAAUCUGGAACUGCCUCUGUUGUGUGCCUACUGAAUAACUUCUAUCCCAGAGAGGUCAACGUAAAGUGGAAGGUGGAUAAUGUCGUCCAGUCGGGUAACUCCCAGGAGAGUGCCACAGAGCAGGACAGCAAGGACAACACCUACAGCCUCAGCAGCACCCUGACGCUGAGCAACACAGAGUUCCAGAAACACAAAGUCUAUGCCUGCGAAGUCACCCAUCAGGGCCUGAGCUCGCCCGUCCCCAAGAGCUUCAAUAGGGGAGAGUGUUAGAGGGAGAAGUGCCCCAGGCCCCCCACCUGCUCCUCAGUCCCAGCCUCACCCCUCCCAUCCUUUGGCCUCUGACCCUUUUUCCACAGGGGACCUACCCCUAUUUCGGUCCUCCAGCUCAUCUUUCACCUCACCCCCCUCCUCCUCCUUGGCUUUAAUUAUGCUAAUGUUGGAGGAGAAUGAAUAAAUAAAGUGAAUCUUUGCA